AUGGCCGUCGAGACGGAGCGGCUGCUCAUCGUGAUGUUGCAGUCAUCCCUCCGCGACAUUGCCGAGUUCCUGGACGACGUGGUCCGCAUCAAGGGCCUAAAGGAAGCCGGUCGCUUCGUGUGCGCCGCUAUCAAAAAGAUCGUCUUCCAGGGCGGCGCCUGCGAGUACCACGCAUCGGACGCCAAGGUCGUAUCGCACUGGGUAUUGGCCAACAACAAGUGGGAUAAGGAGGCGGCGCAGUGGUUCUGGGACUAUGUCUACCAGUUCCAGAUCCUCUACGAUGCCGUGUCCAACUCAGUCACCAUGGCCGCUGCGCUGGAUCUCAAGAUGCUGGCCGACCUGCCCGGCCCCAUGGGCGCGCACUACCGUGAGGUCCUCCUGCGCCUAUUCAGCAAGUUUGCGUUCGACCCCUACUACGGGUGGGAGUAUAUGCCCCACCUGGACGUUCCAUGGUUUCUUAAGAUCCGAUGCGGCAUGACCGAGGGAACCGCGGAGUUUGAACGGACCUUGGCGGCGAUCCGGAGCCGGAAGAUGCCUCUGUCCGAUAUGGUGAGCCUAGCCAAGGUCCCAGCCUACAAUGCCUAUGCAGGCUUGCUCGGGAUCUACCCCGACGGACUACUGGAGGAGCUUGGGGUCCUUCACACGGAUGACCCCAGCUAUCACGUGCGAGACCACGGGGUCCGUGAUUUUGGCGCCAAGAACAUGGGCGGUCUCCAGCUCGCGAAGGUCAAGGAAUUCCUGUCCAUCAUUGUGCACUAUGGAGUGGCGUCGGCCGCCCAAACGGGCGAAGAGAUCUUCCCGACCGGCAAAAUGGAAUAUGACUGGGACCGGGACGAUGCUGACAUGAUCGAGAAUACGGUGAAGCUCAUGGGAGAAGGACCGGACUCCGAAGUCGCCCGACUGGGCAAAUUGUGGCGGGAUCUAGAUGCGGAGCUCAAGCUGUGCUCCAAUGUUGCUAAGAGGGAUCUCUUGGAGAGGGUAAAGGAUGUCAUCCUGAAAGACCGAUACUGGGUGAAGAAGGACAAGAUUCCGAUCGCACACGAGACCGCCUUUCGGUUGGAGAAUCUCGCGGCGACACUCAAGGAGCUCGAGGCUUUCAUGGAAGAGUUCGGGCUUCCGUCCUCCGCGAUAAUGGAUAAAUUCGACAGGCAGUUUCACGCGGUCAACUUUGAAAACAUCCCCGACAGUAGUCCCCUAAGGGCGUACUGGGCUAUCCAGGCUCGGACGUGGGGGCUGGAGGUGCCGUGGUUUACGGGAUAG
Molecule: messenger RNA, 1260 nt
Organism: Sparassis crispa
Lineage: Eukaryota; Fungi; Basidiomycota; Agaricomycetes; Polyporales; Sparassidaceae
Exons: 1
Coding region: 1-1260 (419 amino acids)
Molecular function (GO): hydrolase activity, hydrolyzing N-glycosyl compounds
Source: RefSeq, a predicted model, not a curated record